Molecule: messenger RNA, 5826 nt
Organism: Talaromyces proteolyticus
Lineage: Eukaryota; Fungi; Ascomycota; Eurotiomycetes; Eurotiales; Trichocomaceae
Product: putative guanyl-nucleotide exchange factor
Exons: 7
Coding region: 1-5826 (1941 amino acids)
Biological process (GO): regulation of ARF protein signal transduction
Molecular function (GO): guanyl-nucleotide exchange factor activity
Source: RefSeq, a predicted model, not a curated record
AUGGCAGACUCCGAGCACGAAGCUACGGAGCAGGCCUCGCAGGCAGACACCAAUCCCACGGACGCUCAACCUGAGAUUGUGUCUCCGCAGCCGCUGAGGGCCGACAAGCCUGAGUUGUCGAUCAAGGCAGGAUGGAACAAUAUUAGCGAUGCGGAAUCCAUGAAGUCGCAAGACGGUCUGGCCGUCAAUGCCAACGGACCAGCAGCGGAGCCUGCUGGUCCUGUCGAAGAAGCCGACAAUCCCGCCACGGAAGACACAGGCACGACUCCCAGACCUCAGGAAGGAACAGAUGCGGAUGGGGACAAAGAGACCCAAUCUACCUCUGAACCUCAUAGAGACACCGAACCAGCUACGGCCGAAGCUGUCCUCGAUUCACGACACCGCUCGGACUCGCGAUCUACGACUGCUACUCAGACGACGCAUCGAUCAAUGCCAGUAAGCUCGACGGUGUUUGUUGUCACAGCCUUGGAAACUAUCGCUGCCUCCAAAGAGGCCAAGAGAAGCCGAGAGCUGGAGAAUGCUGUCCAGAAAGCUUUAGCCAACAUCAAACAGGCGGAUCACAGACCUCCAGAUCCCGAGACUAUAUUUCUACCUCUACAACUAGCCACCAAAACCUUCAGCAUCCCUCUUCAGGUAACGGCUUUGGACUGCAUUGGAAAAUUGAUUUCAUACUCUUAUUUUGCUUUCCCCUCCAGCCAUCCCAACCAAGACGAUGCGAACGCUACCGAUACAGGAAUCCCCUUGAUCGAACGAGCCAUUGAGACGAUAUGCGAUUGUUUUGAAAAUGAAGCCACACCCGUCGAGAUUCAGCAGCAGAUCAUCAAAUCGCUCCUGGCGGCCGUGCUAAAUGACAAAAUCAUCGUUCACGGUGCAGGCUUGCUGAAGGCUGUGCGACAAAUAUACAACAUCUUCAUUUAUUCCAAGUCGAGUCAAAACCAACAAAUUGCACAGGGUUCUUUGACACAGAUGCUCGGAACGGUAUUUGACAGAGUUCGCAUAAGAUUAGAUUUGAAGGAGGCUCGCACCCGAGAACCGAGCGAGCAUCGAGAGUCCCCCCAGGACGGAGAGCUUGAUGCUGUGGAUGGUAGUCAACUGUCGGAAUCGGUCGACGGUGCCUCGAAUAUUUCCGACCAACCUGUAAAGAAGGAGCCUACGGAAAAGCUCACGCUACAGAGCUUCGAAUCCAGCAAGGAUGAUACAAUGGUCAACGACAAUGCCCCGACUAUGGUGACACGCGCAAAACCAAGCCACCGACCCUCGCGCUCUGUCUCUGGAAAUACAGAUGACCGAGAUGAUGAUGGGUCAGAAGACGAAGUAGAUGAGAUUUAUAUCAAAGACGCGUUCUUGGUCUUCAGGGCCAUGUGUAAACUAAGCCACAAAGCUCUUACGCAUGACCAACAGCAAGACAUAAAGUCGCAGAAUAUGCGAUCCAAGUUGCUGUCACUUCACUUGAUUCAUUACUUGAUCAACAAUCACACUACCGCCUUGACCUCGCCAUUGGCAACUAUCCGAAACGCUUCCGACUCCACAACUCUUCUAUACGCUAUCAGACCACAUCUUUGUUUGAGCCUUAGUCGCAAUGGCUCCAGCUCUGUUCCCAGAGUCUUUGAGGUUUGCUGCGAGAUAUUUUGGCUUAUGCUCAAAUACAUGAGAGUAAUGCUCAAGAAAGAAUUGGAGGUGUUUUUGAAAGAGAUAUACCUUGCCAUUCUUGAGCGACGAAACUCUCCCGCAUUCCAGAAACAGUAUUUCAUGGAAGUUCUCGAAAGACUUUCAGCGGAUCCGCGAGCUCUAGUAGAAUUAUAUCUUAAUUAUGACUGUGACAGAGCUGCGUUGGAGAACAUCUUCCAAGGGCUAAUUGAACAACUUUCUCGUUUUCUGAUCAUGCCGGCGCCAACCAUUUCUCAGCAACAACAGAGUCAAGAUGCUCGUACUAAAUCGUCAACCAAUGCUGAUUGGUACCAGCGCGGCACUCUUCCUCCUAACCUGACUACUGCAAGUCUCGGAAACAAUCAAGCACCAGGACUGCAAAGUACAACACCGGAACUGGCAAUUAAACAACAAGCCUUAGAGUGCUUGGUUGAGAUUCUCCGAUCCCUAGACAAUUGGUCAUCUCAACGCUUGCCCCCUUUAGAUGCUUCUACCAGGGAAGACGUAUCGCGAAAGUCUGUGGAAAUUUACAGGGAAUCGUUAGAUACGCCCUCGAUUUCUCUAGCUCUUCCGUCGCCCCGUGUUGAGAGCACAGGUGGUACUGCAACCGGCCGGACAACGCCAGCGUUAGAGGAUGAUCCAAACGAAAUUGAGAAGGUUAGGCAACGUAAGAUGGCACUUGCUCAUGCAGUUCAGCAGUUCAAUUUCAAACCUAAGCGGGGAAUUAAGCUCCUUCUCAAGGAUGGUUUUAUUCGAUCUGAUUCUCCAAAAGAUAUUGCCAGUUUCUUACUCCGCAACGAUCGUUUAGACAAGGCCAUGAUUGGUGAAUACCUUGGAGAAGGAGACGCGGAGAAUGUCGCAAUCAUGCAUGCGUUCGUCGACUCUAUGGACUUUGCCAAGCGUCGUUUUGUAGACGCUCUGAGGCAAUUCUUGCAAAGUUUCCGAUUGCCUGGCGAGGCUCAAAAAAUUGAUCGUUUCAUGCUCAAGUUUGCUGAGCGAUAUCUAUCUGGAAAUCCAAACAGUUUCGCAAACGCAGAUACAGCAUAUGUGCUAGCGUACUCUGUGAUCUUGCUCAACACCGACCAACAUAGCAGCAAAAUGAAAGGCCCACGAAUGACAAAGGAAGAUUUCAUUAAGAAUAACAGAGGUAUCAAUGAUAAUCAAGAUCUUCCGGAUGACUAUCUCAACUCGAUAUUUGAUGAAAUCUCCAAGAAUGAGAUCGUCCUUGACUCUGAAAGGGAAAAUGCUGCUAAUCAAAGCAUUCCUACAUCUGCACCUGCUGGAUUUGCUUCUAGAGCCGGCCAGGUCUUUGCCACAGUUGGCAGAGAUAUUCAAGGAGAAAAAUAUGCUCAGGCCUCGGAAGAAAUGGCUAAUAAGACUGAACAGCUCUACAGAAGUCUCAUUAGGGCGCAACGUAAGACUGCCCUACGAGACGAGUUAUCGCGAUUCAUUCCCGCCAGCUCAGUGCGCCAUGUUGGCCCCAUGUUCAAUGUGACUUGGAUGUCCUUUCUUUCCGGCUUGUCUGCUCCCCUUCAAGAGACACAAAGCAUCGAAAAGGUCAGGCUAUGUAUGGAGGGUAUCAAGUUAGCGAUCCGUAUUUCUUGUUCUUUCGACUUGGAAACUCCACGAGUUGCAUUCGUGACAGGGUUGGCCAAGUUCACAAAUCUUGGCAAUCUGCGAGAAAUGACGGGAAAGAACGUUGAGGCGCUAAAAAUAUUGCUGGAAGUCGCAGUUUCUGAAGGCAAUCAUCUAAAGGAGUCGUGGCGUGAAAUUCUGACAUGCGUCAGCCAGCUGGAUCGAUUCCAGCUAUUGAGUGAUGGUGUUGAUGAAGGGGCUUUGCCAGAUGUCUCGAGAGCCCGUAUCGUGCCUUCAGCCUCAGGCGAUGGAACCAAAAAGUCCAUGCAGGCUACAAGAAGACCACGCCAACGAUCUAAUACUAGCUCUUUGUCGUUCAGACCCGAAGUCGCCGUUGAAAGUCGCUCGGCAGAAAUCGUACAUGCCGUUGACCGUAUUUUCAGUAACACGGCAAACCUUUCCCAUGAGGCUAUUGUAGACUUUGUUCGAGCACUGAGUGAAGUCAGCCUGCAAGAAAUUCAAUCCUCCGGGCAGAGUGAAUCGCCGCGUACUUAUAGUCUUCAGAAAGUAGUAGAAAUUAGCUACUACAACAUGACACGAGUCAGGAUUGAGUGGUCGAAGAUUUGGGAAAUCCUUGGACAACACUUUAACGAGGUUGGAUGCCAGUCCAACACCCACGUGGUCUACUUUGCGCUGGAUUCCCUUCGCCAACUUUCCAUGCGAUUCAUGGAAUUCGAAGAACUUCCGGGUUUCAAAUUCCAAAAGGAUUUCUUGAAACCUUUCGAGCACAUUAUGGCCAACAGUAACACCGUGACAGUGAAGGAUAUGGUAUUGCGAUGUCUUAUUCAAAUGAUACAAGCACGCGGUGAUAAUAUACGAUCCGGAUGGAAGACAAUGUUUGGCGUCUUUACAGUUGCCGCCAGAGAGCCUUAUGAGGGUAUUGUCAGCAUGGCAUUUGAACAUGUCACGCAGAUCUACAACACACGAUUCGGAGUUGUUAUCAGUCAAGGAGCCUUCGCAGAUUUGAUUGUCUGUCUCACAGAAUUUUCCAAGAACUCGAAAUUCCAGAAGAAAUCAUUACAGGCUAUUGAGACCUUGAAAUCAUCCACCUCAAAGAUGCUAAAGACCCCCGAAUGUCCACUUUCUCACAAACACAUCUCUAACAAGAAGCCCACGGAAGACAUUGGUUCUAACCUAGCGCAUCAAUUAAAUCGCCAAACUCAGGAGGAGCAGUUCUGGUAUCCAGUCUUGAUUGCUUUCCAAGAUGUUUUGAUGACCGGUGACGAUCUUGAGGUUCGCUCUAGGGCGCUUAACUAUCUAUUUGACAUACUGCUCCGAUAUGGCGGCGACUUCCCAACUGAUUUCUGGGAUGUGCUCUGGAGACAAUUGUUGUACCCCAUCUUUGUCGUUCUCCAGUCCAAAUCUGAGAUGUCAAAAGUUCCCAACCACGAGGAACUUUCUGUCUGGUUAUCGACAACCAUGAUUCAAGCGUUGCGAAACAUGAUCACUCUAUUUACACAUUAUUUCGAUGCAUUGCAGCACAUGCUCGACCGCUUCUUAGGGCUAUUGACUCUUUGUAUAUGCCAGGAAAAUGACACCAUUGCGCGGAUUGGAAGUAAUUGCUUACAGCAAUUAAUUCUUCAGAAUGUGACCAAGUUCUCAGAUGACCAUUGGAGCCGAGUCACCCCAAUAUCGGAGACACUCAAACUCAAUGGUGAUGCUACAAACAAUGAUGCCGCAUCAGCACUGUCUAUUGAGGCCGUCACAGAGAACGACAAAUCGUCUACUACAAAUGGGUCAGCCGAGAAUGGAGAUGCUGGAGAAACCACUGCCCAAUCCGAAGCAUUACAGACUGUCACGCCCACUGCAGAACUCGAAGACUACCGUCCACAAACUGCGGAUGUGCAGCAACAGCCGGCAGCUGUGACCGUAGCCAGGCGCCGGUUCUUCAACCGCAUCAUUACCAACUGCGUUCUCCAGUUGUUGAUGAUUGAAACGGUUCAUGAGCUCUUCUCUAACGACAAUGUCUAUGCUGAAAUACCUAGUCCUGAGCUUCUACGCUUGAUGAGCCUAUUGAAGAAGAGCUAUCAAUUUGCAAAAAAAUUCAAUGAAGAUAAGGACCUUCGAAUGCAGCUUUGGCGUCAAGGAUUCAUGAAGCAGCCUCCGAAUUUGUUAAAACAGGAAAGUGGCAGUGCUGCUACCUAUAUUAACAUUCUCUUCCGCAUGUAUCAUGACGAAAGAGAAGAGAGAAGGAGCAAUAGGGCCGAGACCGAAGCUGCACUUGUUCCAUUAUGCGCAGACAUUAUACGCAGCUUCGCCCACCUCGAUGAAGAAAGUCAGCAUCGAAACAUCGUCGCCUGGAGACCUGUCGUGGUUGAUGUGAUGGAAGGAUACACAAAUUUCCCACCUGACAGCUUCUCCCAACACAUUGCUACAUUUUACCCAUUGGCUAUAGAUUUACUAGGUCGCGAGCUGAACUCGGAAGUACGACUUGCACUCCAAUCCCUGCUUCGACGAGUUGGGGAGGUAAAGCUCGGUUUGACAAUACCUCAAACCCCUAUUGAAGCGCCAUCAAAUAGCGCGUUCAAGCAUAACAAGAAAUAG